Stegostoma tigrinum is the source of this 4558-nucleotide messenger RNA. RefSeq names its product CMP-N-acetylneuraminate-beta-galactosamide-alpha-2,3-sialyltransferase 4-like. Bases 758 to 1816 code for a protein of 352 amino acids. Gene Ontology annotation, molecular function: sialyltransferase activity. NCBI's taxonomy places the organism in Eukaryota, Metazoa, Chordata, Chondrichthyes, Orectolobiformes, Stegostomatidae. Gene Ontology annotation, biological process: glycolipid biosynthetic process. The transcript has 14 exons. The record is from RefSeq and is a predicted model, not a curated record.
GUGUGUGUAUGUGAGAGAGACAAAGAGUGGGUGUAUGUGAAAGAGAGAGAGAGAGACAAAGUGUGUGUGUGGGUGGGAGAGAGAGAGAGUUGUGUGAGGGAGAGAGAUAGAGAGCGUGUGUUAGCGAGUUUUGAGAAGAUUUGUAGCUCGGGUUGAAGUUCUGGAUGUGAGUUUGCUCGCUGAGCUGGAAGGUUAGUUUUCAGACGUUUCAUCACCAUUCUAGGUAACAUCAUCAGUGAGCCUCUGACGAAGCCUGUCUUUGAUGGUGUUCAGGAUGUCAUGGGUGGAGCGAAUGGAGUGGUGGGAGUCUUCUACUAGGUGUUUUAGUCUUUGGCGUAGUUCCUUGGCUAAUCUGUAGGCUGGUGUUCCAGGUAGUGAGACUAUGGGUCUGAGGGGGGCUCCUGGUUUGUGAAUUUUUGGUAGUCCGUAGAAGCGUGGUGUGUUGGAUCCAUCUGGUUUCAUUUUUUUUAUAAAUUCUGUGGACUACCUGUUUCUUUGUCACUUCAUCUGAUGAAGGGGUGAUACUCCAAAAGCUUAUGCAUUCAAAUAAGCCCACUGGACUAUAACUUGGUGUCGAGAGAUCAUCUCUAACAAGAAACAAUCCUCACGUAGUCUGAAUGUGGAAGCAAACACGUCUGUUUCACCAAGAAUACAGUCACUAAGGAUCGAUGAAGAUAUUCAAGUUGAAAUGAAAUGUCCCAUAAAGCCCUAAGUCCAAGAAGUGGGAAUUCGAUCAUUGCUUGGCUGACCAAUAAGGAUGAAAUUCCGAAUAAAUAGGAGGGAUUGGAAUAAGAAUAAAUGUUUCUUUCCUUUCACAUUGAUCUUAUUCAUUUUGGCCAUUCAUUGGGCCACGUUCUUUGGAUCAUCGCUCCAACUGGGAAAAUUCCACAUUGACAUCACCUCCCGACUAUUCAGAAAAGUUGUUAAAUUUGAUUUUGCACACUCUCAAACUGAACAUUGCUCAACCUGGCUGUCAAGAAACAAUAAUUUGUCAAUCCUCCCAAAUUUUAUUCAAAAUACCGAUGUAUUUUUAACAAUUGAGGGUGGAUGGUGGUACAAGCCAAACUAUCUGCAUCAUUCACUACCCUAUGGGAUUAAAGGCAAUGAAGUGGUUGUCAAAAAGAUAUUGGCCCGAACACAGUUCAACAUGCCAAAGGAGAUAGACAGGUUAAAUUGUAAACGAUGUGUUAUCGUUGGCAAUGGAAACACUCUGAGGAACAGCUCCUUGGGAGAAACAAUCAAUAAAUACGAUGUUGUUAUUCGAUUAAACAAUGCUCCAGUGAGAGGCUAUGAAAAGGAUGUUGGAAACAAAACUACUCUAAGGAUCUUUUACCCAGAAUCAACAAUUGAAGAUCCCACCGUUGAAAACAAUCUUGAUACACUGUUUGUGCUUGUACCAUUUAAGGCAGCCGACAUCAACUGGUUGAAGGCCAUCGUAUACAAUGAGACAAGAAUUACAACAGGAUUCUGGAAAAGACCAGCCUUCGUAAAGAAUUUGGACCCUGCCAAGGUUCGGAUACUCAACCCCUAUUUUAUGUAUCAAGCUGCAACAAAGUUACUGGAUCAACCGAACAUGAUUAAACGGAGAGGAAAUCAUCCAACCACUGGGUUUUUAGCCAUCACAUUGGGUCUGAACUAUUGUGAUGAAGUUGAUGUUGCCGGAUUUGGUUAUCCAUUGAAUCAAAAAGAUGGGAGGAUUCAUUACUUUGAUCGGCUGAGCAUGAAACAGAUGGCAAACUCUGUGCACAAUGUCACCCAUGAACACCUGUUUUUGAAAAAGCUGAAGAAUGCUGGAGUGAUCAAAUGCCUCACUUAGCAAUCACAAUGACUUUUACAAUAUUGGGAUGGUUUGCUUCCAAAUUAUCUGUCAGUAAUAUACUUUUCUCUGUGUUCUAUCCUCAUACAUAUUACGAAUCCCUCCACUCUGUGACCAUUUCUCUCCCUGCUCAACCACAAUGUUAGUUUCUGCAUUGACCUACUGAAAUAAGUCUGGAUUAGGUGCAACGUUCUCCACCUGCAGUGAACUGAUGGAAUGCCAUUGGAAGGAGGCAUUGUGCCAUUUCAUCCUCCUGUGAUUGAAGUGGCAGUGUUAUCAUGAAUGGACUACGGGCCUAGUAUCACCACAGGCAUCAGGGCCCCAACUUUGGGGUGAAAAUCGGGUUGAUAAAUCCAGGCCACACACCAAUACCUCCAUGCCCCACCAUCAAACUAAGGCCAGCAGCUGGUCUCCUGUUUGCUGCUGGCCCAAUCAGAUGAGCCGAAGUUCCAGCAACUCCAACAUAUGUGGUGGCCUCAGCCAGGGCAGCUUGGUGCCCUUGGAAGCCAGGCUAAGGAAAUGUGAAAAAGAAUUACAAGGUUAGGAGUCCAGCAGGGACGGGAGAAACCUCUCUGUGCAGAUUGUUGACACUGCAGAGACUGCCUUUCCUGCCCAUGGCCCACUUUUUGGGUCAGUAUGCCUCCAGCAAUCCCCUUCACUUCCAAUCCUGAAUCUUGCAGAGUCAGAAGGAUCUAAAAGUUUGGCCUAAUGUAUUAAUGAUGCCUCACACACAGUGGAAUCUAGCCGGCUCACUGCUUCCAAUUGCAUUCAUGUUCUUUUUUUACUGCAGUAAGGGACAUUGACAAUCGACAGUUUCUGUCAAAUUAGUUGAAGGGCACCGUGACAAGGCCUAGCAUGGGAUAAAGUUGCACAGAAUUAGCGAAUGGUGGAGAGGUGGAUGGGCUGGGGAAAAGCUACUGGAUAAUAAAAGUUGUGGGGGGUUUGGAUAGAGCUGUAUGGGAAAUCGGACACUGUGAGGGAGAAAGGUUUCUCGUUACUAUUGUUGACCUGUCUUCUUCUUUUUAAGUUUCUGACAACAUGGCAAACAAUUUUGUUUCUCUUCCUUUUCAAGCAGCUGCUGGGCUUCCUUGAUGGUAAUGGCUAUUUUAACAGGAUUGCGGGUUCUUAAGUUCCAGCCAAGUGCUGGGUACAAGUAGCAAAAUAACUGUAUGGCACUAAAAAAUGACAGCUGCUAUUGUUAGAAUGAUGACUUGGGUAAUUAGAAGAUUUCGAAGCCAUUAAGCCAUGAAAAUGUGAAUACCAAACAAUAUACUUACAGAGGGUACUGUUUUACAAAGAGAUGAGACAAUUACAUGAUAGAUCAUGCCAUUCUAAAAAAGUACAUGAAAUAAGACAUCAUGUGCUCAAACUGUGGAAGAAGUAGAUUAGCAACAACAUCCAACAGCAAAUGUGGGAAACUGACCGAGUAAGUUAACCACCAUUGAUUAAAAAUUCCACCCUAAUGUUUCUUUGACCUACAGGUGGAAGAAAUAGGUUCUCAUUCAUAUGUAUCUGACACUGCCUGUACUCAUUUAAAGAAGUGGCUUGCAGUAGAAAUAAACACAUAAAAUAAAAGAUAUCAGAAAAAGGAGUCGGCCAUUCAGCCCUUUAAACAGGCUCUGCCACUCAUAUGAUUAUGGCUGAUAAUCCAACUCCAUGCACUGUUCAUACUCUCUGCACUUUUUAAAAUCUCUUUAGCUCAAAAAAUUAUAUCCAACUCCUUGAAACAUUCGGUAUUUUGACCUAAACUGCUUUCUGAUUCAGUAGAUUCUUGAAGCUCACCAUUCUCUGGGUGAUGAGAUUUCUCUUCAGCUCAGCCAUAAAUGGCUGUGUCUGUAGCAUUAGACCAUGAUCCCUAGUUCUGGACAACCCAAUUAUCAGGAAUAUUCUUGCUGCAUUUGUCCUGUCUAAUGCUGUCAGAAUUUUACUGGUUUCUAUAAUGUCCUCCCAUACUCUUUUAAAAUCCAGGAAAUAUAGUUCUCAUUGAGCCAGUGUCUGCUCAUAUACUAGUCUUGCCAUCAGUCCAGUAAAAUUUUGUUCUACUCCUACCAGAGCCAGAACAUUUUUCCUCAGAUAAUGAGACCUUACUCCAGUGAAUAUAAUCUUCACCUCGGCAAACUCUCCCCAUAUAUCAGUCCAACAUAUCAUUUAUAUUCUUCACUGACUGCUGCACCUGCAUGCUUACUUUCAGCAACUAAUGUAAAGUGACAGCCAGGUCUCAAUGCGCCUCCCCCUUUCCCAAUCUAUUGCCUUUUAGAUCAUACCUACCUUCUGUUUUUGCCACCAAAGUGGAUAACUUCACAUUUCUCCACAUUAUACUUCAUCUGCCAUGCAUUGUCCAAAUCACAUUGCAACAUCUCUGCACCCUCCCAUGUUUCACUCUCCUACCCAGCUUUGUGUCAUUGACAAACUUGAGAUGUUAUAUUUAUUCCCCUAAUCUAAAUCAUUAGUGCAUAUUGUGAGUAGCUGAUGUACAGCACUGAUCUCUUUGGAAUCUCACUGGUCACUGACUAUCACUUGAAGAAAAACCUGUUUAUUCCUUCUCUUUCUCUGCCUACCAGUUCUCUAUCCACAUUCCCUACUUGCUUUUUUAAACAGUGGUGUUACUUUAGCAGCUGUCCAAUCUACAGGAACUGAAUCUAUAGAAUCCUGAAAGAUAUCAAGCUUCAGUGAUAGUAGGAACUGCAAAUGCUGGAGAAUCUGAGAUAACAAGGUGUAGAGCUGGAUGAACACAGCAGGCCA